Messenger RNA from Cladophialophora bantiana CBS 173.52, 525 nucleotides. RefSeq lists its product as uncharacterized. NCBI's taxonomy places the organism in Eukaryota, Fungi, Ascomycota, Eurotiomycetes, Chaetothyriales, Herpotrichiellaceae. Gene Ontology annotation, biological process: nucleoside metabolic process. Gene Ontology annotation, molecular function: catalytic activity. The transcript has a single exon. The record is from RefSeq and is a predicted model, not a curated record. The coding region runs from base 1 to 525 and encodes 174 amino acids.
AUGGCCCAGCCAAGGCUGACGGUCCGCGACUAUCACGUUGGUUGGAUUUGUGCUAUUGACAUCGAAUGUGGCGUGGCUUGUGAGCUGCUCGACGAGGAGCUUGCCGAUCCUAUCGGUAUUCCCGAAGACGACGAGAAUAUAAAUGUUUGGUCGAGUCCAACUUCACAAAUUUGUCAUCGCUUGCCUCCCCAAGGGCGGCGUGGCGCGGCCUCAGCCGCACAUGUGGCAAGAGACAUGCACCGCAGCCUUCCCGCGAUUCGAAUCAGGCUCAUGGAUGGUAUCGCCGGAGGAGCUCCAACCAAGAAACACGACAUCCGGCUGGGCGAUGUCGUGGUGAGUUCCCCAGAUCGUCGGUCUGGAGGAGUCAUGCAAUAUGGCCAUGGGAAGACAAUCCAAAAUCGACAGUUUAAAGUAACAGGGUCCCUUGACAGGCCGUCCUCCCUCGUGCUACAUGCAUUGCAGAAGUUCAGUGUCCAGCAUGAACGCAGGAGCCACGCAAUCGCUCAGACCAUUGAGUUAAUGUAG